UUUUUUUUCUUUUCUUCUAUAAUAUGACCAACGAGAUACCUCUGACACUAACAUCAUCACAACGAGCCACACUAAUUGCUAUCUUUGAUACAUUUCUGGCCUAAUUAACGACUGCAGAGACAGAUCAACUCCAACAUGAACUAAGUCAUCAUCCAACCAUAUCACAACAAGAUAUCCAAUUGUUAUCACGUGCAACUAUACGAGAUCUCGACUCGACCUUUAAUGCGAUGGACAACACAUUACAGCUACUGCAACGGUCACUGACCAAGGACAAACAAAAAGGGUUUCUUCGAUUACUUUCCCUUUUAUCUCAUUCUACAGGUAUGGCCUUUCUUACCCAAGGUCGUUGUUUAACACCUUUUGCACACAUGGCUCGUUCUGACCGAGAAAAAAUCAUCAUCCAUUGGCAACAAUCACGUUUUCAUUUCUUUCGCUCGUUGUAUAUCUCGUUGGCUAGUUUGACUUGGGCAAAUACCUAUGCUCGUCCUGAGGCAAGCACUACGCUCCAUCGUGCCAUAGGUUACCCGACCUUUGAUCCUAUGCGUAGUUUACCUGAUUAUCAACCUGUACGUCAUCAUCCGCGUUUACCUAUGGUAUCAUCACCCAAUGAACUUCCAGAUGAUGGAUUUGACGUGAUUGUAAUAGGAAGUGGUGCAGGUGGUGGUGUAGUUGCAGCUCAAGUAGCACUCGCCGGUUAUUCUGUCUUGGUGAUUGAAAAGGGACCUUAUUAUCAUGAAUCUGAAUUCGUAUUACAAGAAGGAAUGGCUGCCCAAAGGAAUAUGGAACGUGGAGGUUCUUUUUUAAGUGAAGAUGGCACCAUGGCUUUCAUGGCUGGUAGUUUGAUUGGUGGUGGUACUUCCAUUAAUUAUUCUGCCUCUUUACAGUUACCACAUUAUGUACGAUCUGAAUGGGCUAAAUUAGGUCUACCUUAUUUUAUUUCAAAGGAGUUUGUGAAUAAUAACACGCGUGUAUGUGAAAGAAUAGGUGUGACAACUCAAGGCAUCAAGUUACAUGGUAGCAAUCAAGUGUUGAUGAAAGGUUGUGAAAAGCUGGGAUAUCAUGCAGAACUUAUACCACAAAAUUCAGGAGGCCAUCCACAUGAAUGUCAUUGGUGUUCUACAGGAUGUCGUGAUGGAAUUAAAAAUGGAUCUAUGAAUACUUGGCUACGAGAUGUAGUUGCAAAUGGAGGAAAAAUCAUGAAUAAGACGACAGUUCGACGAGUGAUGAUUGAUGAUAGGACGGGAAAAGCCACAGGGGUAGUCAUUGCUCACCACGAUGAUGAUAGUGAAAGAAUAAUUCAUGCAAAAAAAGUGGUGGUAUCGGGUAGUUCUCUACAUUCACCAGGCAUUCUUUUGCGUAGCGGAUUGAAAAACAAACAUAUUGGUGAACAUCUCCAUGUUCAUAGCUGUAUUGCCACAUUUGGGUAUUUUGAGCAUGUGAUAGAUACUCAUAAGGGUACGAUGAUGACAGCCUAUUCGGAUGUGGUGGCCAAUACACCUGAAAAUGAUCAUUAUGGGGCAAAAAUCGAAGGUGUAUCACAUCAUGUUGGUAUGGUGGCUAAUGCUAAUCCAUGGCAUGGUAGUCUUGAUCAUAAGCGUGCCAUGUUACGUUGGCGUUAUAGUACUUCUUUAUUAACCGUUGUACGUGAAAAAGAUUCUUAUGGAAAAGUCUUUUAUGAUGGGGUACAUCAUGAUCAGGUCAAAGUCAAUUAUAAAAUGUCGAAACAUGAUCGUCGAUCAACCGUGGCCGGAAUUGUUGCUAGUGCUAACAUCUUGGUAGCAGCCGGCGCACGAGAGAUUAGAACAAUGCAGCAUGUUGUGCCACCUUUUAUAUUUGCUGAGGACGAAGAAGUAAGUCCUGAUCAUCCACGAUUUAUCCGUUGGUUGAAAGAGCAAGUCAUCCCUGCUGGUGCUCCCGCUAUUGUGAGUAAUCCUCAUCAAAUGGGAACAUGUCGUAUGGGACCUUCUCCACGUGUAUCCGUAGUCAAGCCAACAGGUGAAACUUGGGAAGUAAACGGUUUAUAUGUUGCUGAUGCCUCUGUUUUCCCUACUGGUUCGGGUGUCAAUCCUAUGAUAACCAUUAUGUCUACCUGUUUACAUAUUGCGGAUCAAUUAUUAAUCUCCCUUCGUUCUUCUUCCAAGUUAUAAAUAAAAAUAUCGAAUGGUGAGAGAGAGAGAGCAACUUCGUUCAAGUGACCCACAUUUUUUUUUCAACUUCUUUUUCCCUCCUUUUUCUUUAACUUCACGAACGUGACAGAUGGCAACUGUAUUAUUUUAAGCGAAAAAGCCAAUAAACAUAAAUGAUGACACGUUCAUUAUAUUUUGACCUACACAACUAGCAAGAAAGAAAUGAUUACUUUGUGAGAAAAUAUGACACCUGGAAUUACUGAUUUUUUCCAUGUGAAGCUUCUUUUCUGCGUUUGAUUAGAGAUUUGUUUGCAUUGGGUCUUGAAUAUAUUUGCG
This is a messenger RNA of Halteromyces radiatus, 2462 nucleotides long. RefSeq lists its product as uncharacterized. NCBI's taxonomy places the organism in Eukaryota, Fungi, Mucoromycota, Mucoromycetes, Mucorales, Cunninghamellaceae. The transcript has 6 exons. Gene Ontology annotation, molecular function: long-chain-alcohol oxidase activity; flavin adenine dinucleotide binding. The coding region runs from base 228 to 2147 and encodes 639 amino acids. The record is from RefSeq and is a predicted model, not a curated record.